GCGUGCGCGCGAGCGCGCGCGACAGCCUCGUUCCGAGGUGGUCUCGGUUCUCAUCCCGGCGUGAGGGGCGCCAGAGUCAGCGUACCUUGUGGGCCACCGUCCUUAUCCCGAGCCGCCCUGCGCCGGUCGAUCCCGGCGCGCGCGGGCGGUGCCGGAGCCUCUGGGCACCCCCUCCCCCUCUCCCCCUCUCCCAGGGAUCAGAAUCACCGUCGUGUCCGCCCGGCCGCGCGCACCCCCCCCCACAUACACACAUAUGCAUGCGCGCGUGCGCGCAUAGACCCGCACCCACGGAGCCAUGAGGGUGGCAGGCCCUCUGCGCAUUGUGGUGCUGAUCUUGACUGCAGGCCUCACCUGGAUCUUGGGCAGCAUUCUCCUGGGGUCCCAUGGGAGCAGCUUCUCUCGGAUCCAACAACUCUUCAGCAAUCCCGAGAAUGCAGUGACAACAGCAGAAAGGGCCUUCUCCCUGUGGUCUGUCCAGCCCAGUCCUGAGGCCAGCCACCCUGCCGGGCAUGACAAGCCCCGGGCCAGGAAAUACAAAUGUGGCUUACCCCAGCCGUGUCCUGAACAGCACUUGGCCUUCCGUGUGGUCAGUGGGGCUGCCAAUGUCAUCGGACCCAAGAUCUGCCUAGAGGAUAAGAUGCUGAUGAGCAGCGUCAAAGACAAUGUUGGACGUGGGCUGAACAUUGCCUUGGUGAAUGGAGUGAACGGGGAACUCCUCGAGGCCAGAUCCUUCGACAUGUGGGCCGGAGACGUUAAUGAUUUGCUGAAGUUCAUCCGGCCGCUCCAUGAGGGGACGCUGGUAUUUGUGGCUUCCUAUGAUGAUCCAGCCACCAAGAUGAACGAGGAGACCAGGAAAAUCUUCAGUGAGCUAGGCAGCUCAAAUGCUAAGGAACUGGCCUUCCGGGACAGCUGGGUGUUUGUUGGGGCCAAAGGAGUUCAGGACAAGAGCCCCUUUGAGCAGCAUGUGAAGAAUAGCAAGAGCACCAACAAGUAUGAGGGCUGGCCCGAGGCCUUGGAGCUUGAAGGCUGCAUCCCUCAAAGGACCGUGGGCGCCCAGUGAGCCUACCGGCUUCCUCUUUCUCCUGUCUUCCAUCCUGGCUGGCCACCUGGGAAGGCCAUCCCUGGACUCAUGGCCCCCUGAAUGAGAGGGGAGUGAGCCGAGCCCCACCUGGUGCCCGUCCACUCCCCCGGCAUGCACACGCAUGCACAGAGCUGCUCAUGGGCCCUCCCCCAGUGCCUUACUCCAACUCCUUCCAGGAAUCCUCCCUCACCCCCUUCCCAGAUCACUCCAGCUCUCUUGGAGACUGAAUGUAACAGGUGGUGGGAUAGUAUAGUCGGGCCCUUUCAGUCAGUCACAUUCUGCCCUCCCUUCCCAUACACACAUGCCCCAUGGCCAAACUGAGUUGGGCUCCUCGUACAUCUCCCCAACUUGGUCCCUCUCCAUGCCUUUGGCUUGGUCUUCAGCUCUGCUGACGGUCCUCUUGGCCACUGUUCCCUGGUUCCCAGCAGCCCUCCCAGACAGGGCUCUGAUGCCUGGUUCUGCUGUCUUCUGAGUGCGGUGGUAUGACUUUGGGGCAGACAGACACUAAGAAAGAGCUCUGCACCCACCCCACAUCUCCUGAGCCUGUCACUUCCUCUUCGAAGCAGAAUUAAGGGCAUAUGCAAUUCUUCAUAGUUACGUCAGCAUUAUCUUUAAUAAACUGAAUUUCUAUUUGG
Molecule: messenger RNA, 1716 nt
Organism: Monodelphis domestica (gray short-tailed opossum)
Lineage: Eukaryota; Metazoa; Chordata; Mammalia; Didelphimorphia; Didelphidae
Gene: FAM3A
Product: FAM3 metabolism regulating signaling molecule A
Source: RefSeq, a predicted model, not a curated record